AAGCUGAAGCUAAAGCUUCUGGUAGACCAGCAUUCCAACCACGUCCUCUUCGCCGAGGCCGGCAAGGACGUGGUCGACUUCCUCUUCGGCCUCCUCAACCUCCCCCUCAGCUCAGUCGCCUGCCUCCUCUCCAAAUACCGCAUACUCGGCUCCAUUGACAUGCUUCGCGACAGCGUCCGAUCCCUCGACGAUGCCUACUUCAUCGACCCCACCGAAGAUCGCCUUGCCCUCCUUAAUCCCCAAAUCUUCUCGUCCACUCUCUCCCUCACCCCUCUCCUCCUCGAAAACGCGAAGUCCUUGGCCCGACCGGCUAAGAAGCAUUAUCGUUGCACAGGAAUUGACAGCAGGAGCGCCUUCUACGGCCAGACUUGUUGCGGUGGGAAUUUUGGCCACGUGACGGAUGUUUGUGGGACGCUGUGUCCGGCUUGCCGUCAGGGGAUGACGGUGGAGAUGCAGUUCGUGGCUGGGGAGGCAGCCUCGAAGGUGGAGGCGGCGAGGGCGGAGGCUGGAGGUGGGUACGUGAAGGAGGUGGUGACUUACAUGGUGAUGGAUGACUUGUCCGUGAUGCCCAUGUCCACCACCUCUGCUAUUACUCUGCUUGAUAAGUUGCACAUUAAGGACGUGUCCUCACUCUAUGAAUGGACCGUGGAAUUGGGCAUGGAAGAGGGGCUGGAGCUGCUGAAGGCGUCGCUGCGGUCGACGACGGUGCUGACGGACGUAUUCCGUUGGAAGUCCAAAGUUGGUGUGCCCGUGGAUUGCCCGUGAAAAUAUGAUGGAUUAAAAAAAAGAUAUUAAUAAAGCCAUGUACAAGGGAUGCGCAAGAAGUAUUACUAUCAAUAAAGGUUCCUUCGAUUAACCUA
Molecule: messenger RNA, 860 nt
Organism: Elaeis guineensis (African oil palm)
Lineage: Eukaryota; Viridiplantae; Streptophyta; Magnoliopsida; Arecales; Arecaceae
Source: RefSeq, a predicted model, not a curated record